UUCAGGGUCUGCUUUCUGAAAUAGAAAUCGGCCCAGUAGCGCGUGCCGAGAGAACCCAGCCCCGGGCCACGAGCCGACGACCGCCGCCGCCUUGCUGCGCCAGGGCUUCGUCGGGCAUUUUUUCCGGUGCCAGCGACGAGGACCCACCGCACCAGCAGAUGGGCCGACCUCCAGGUUGCCCAGUCUCUUGAAUGUGGGUGAUGGAUGUAGCUUAGUUAUCCUUGUGCAGCAUGUUUCUGCAAACAUAGAAGCUGGAUGAUUAUGAGUUAUGAAGUCGCUUCUUUUCUGAAGCAGCAUGAAAGUAAAAAAAGAGGAUUCUGAUUACUCUUCAUUAGGUUAUAAAUGACAGAGAGGCAUCGUGCAUCUCGGCAAUAUCAUGACGACCCUCGGGGGUAUCGUGAAGCUCCACCUCCUCCACUUGCACGAACAAGGCUUCUCUCUCCGCGACGCUUGGAAGCUCCACCUCCUCCACUUGCACGAACGAGGCUUCUCUCUCCGCGACACUUGGACGAGGAAUUGUCUAGUCGCCGUGCCGAGAUGCGCAGAAUCCGUGGAGACAAUCAGCGUCUGGCAGAUGAAAUUGUCAGUCUCAGGCAAACCAUGCCUCGUUUGAAAGAAGACCUCCAAGUCUCAAGUCAAGCUGUACCAAAGCUCCGGGCAGAGAAAGAGCUUGAAUCGAGGGAGCUGACUCAGAGGAAUCUGAAGCUGGAAGCUGAGCUACGUGCCUUAGAACCCCUUAGGCAAGAUGCUUUGCAUCUGCGAUCUGAAGCAAGUAAACUACAAUCUUUGAAGCAAGAGUUGGCUGCAAAGGUUCAAGGUCUAUCAAAAGAGCUUGAACAUCAGAAAUCUGAAAGCCAGAAAAUGACUGCUAUGGUAGCUGAACGUGAUGCUCUGUGUCAAGAAUUGUUGCAGGCCAGGGCUAAUCUUGAGUUUGAGAAGAAGGCAAAACCAGAGCUUACUGCACAGGUUCAGGCAAUGGAGAAGGAUCUUGUAGCUAUGGCUCAAGAGGCUGAGAAGCUAAGGGCUGAUAUUUCGAAGAGAAACACACCUAGUUUCAGCGGCCGUGGAGCUUAUGGAACUUCUUUGUCGACGCCUGGGAUGGGUUUGCAAGGCAUGUAUGAUGGCGGCUAUGCUACGGCCGGGAGCCGCUAUGGCAGUGGCGCUGGGGCUUGGAGCUCGCAUGAUCCCCAUGGUUACCCGCAUCUGUAAUUGUGCUUCUGACCCGUAUUCACUCCUGAACAGCUCCUAGAGUACUUUGGCAAUUUUCUGUAGUAGUAUAUAACUUGUGCUUUUUGGUGCACCACAUUGCUACCCUUUCUGGUCAAUGAAAUGCAGUGUAUUGUGAAAGCAUCUAAACCCUUAA
Molecule: messenger RNA, 1363 nt
Organism: Zea mays
Lineage: Eukaryota; Viridiplantae; Streptophyta; Magnoliopsida; Poales; Poaceae
Product: myosin-like protein
Exons: 5
Coding region: 343-1209 (288 amino acids)
Source: RefSeq, a predicted model, not a curated record